AUGUACAUCGAAUGCGUUUGGUACAAAUGUGGCCCAUUCGAAGAUGCAUCUGCUUCAGCAGGAGACCGUUCAGACUUAUUCCAACGAUGUUUAGCUAUUUGCAAACAACGCAACUGCUGGUCCCAGACGCCGAUCAGCCUCUCUCUCUCUCUACGCCUCACUCGCUGGACGUGUGCAGAUGAUUGCGCAUACUCCUGCAUGCACCAAAUAACGGACAGCUCCACCGCAUAUGGACAGCCGGUUGUACAAUAUUAUGGAAAAUGGCCUUUCUGGCGGUUCCUUGGCAUGCAGGAACCUGCAUCAGUGCUCUUUUCCCUGCUGAAUUUCUGGGUCCACUUGCGAGGCUACAGGACAGUCAAAAUGCUCGUCCCUGAUAGACAUCCCAUGAAGCCUUUUAUGAUUCUGUGGAGCGCAGUGAAUAUGAAUGCGUGGACAUGGUCGACAAUAUUCCAUGUUCGUGACAAGCCAUUGACAGAGAAACUCGAUUAUUUCUCUGCCGCUCUCGUAUUCAUCACAGCCCUUCACUCUGUCGUGACUCGGUUUUUCUUCAUUGGACGACCUGGCCGCCGGACACUAUACUUUGGCUGGACAGCAUUGUGCAUCAUUGCAUUUAUAACCCACAUUUCCUACCUCUCUUUCUCGCCUCGCUUUGACUAUUCUUAUAACAUUAUUUUCAAUCUCGUUAUUGGCCUUUCGCACAACCUGCUUUGGCUACUUUACUCCCUCUCCGCAUCCUAUACUAUCAUCCGCCGAUUUCCUCCAAGGUCAGCUCCGAGGGACUAUCGACCAAAGUGUGCUUCGCAAGCUGCGCUGGGGGUCGCAUUGACUAUGGCUGCCAUGUCACUGGAGCUGCUCGACUUUCCUCCCAUUGGACGCUUUCUCGACGCUCACGCUCUCUGGCAUGCGGCGACUGUCCCAAUUGCAGUACUAUGGUACAGGUUUCUGGUCGCCGAUGCAUUAGACGAAGGUUGGAAGCAGGCGAGACUUUAG
Messenger RNA from Fomitiporia mediterranea MF3/22, 990 nucleotides. Its product is annotated as Per1-like protein. NCBI's taxonomy places the organism in Eukaryota, Fungi, Basidiomycota, Agaricomycetes, Hymenochaetales, Hymenochaetaceae. Gene Ontology annotation, molecular function: hydrolase activity, acting on ester bonds. The transcript is spliced from 3 exons. Bases 1 to 990 code for a protein of 329 amino acids. The record is from RefSeq and is a predicted model, not a curated record. Gene Ontology annotation, cellular component: endoplasmic reticulum membrane. Gene Ontology annotation, biological process: GPI anchor biosynthetic process.